UUUUUUUUUUCUCGGUUGUCUCUAAAUCAGAAUACGAAAUGGCUUCAUCAUCCGUCUUGUCAGACCAGCAGUUGGACAACCUGAAGCUUUAUAAAUAUUCGAGUAUUGAUAGAUCUCUCUUGUCUAAAUAUGUACUUCGUCAUUAUUGGGACUUGUCUGUAAAGUUCUUUCCUUUGAAUAUGGCACCCAACCUCAUCACUUUGACAGGUCUCUUGUUCAUGAUUUUCAAUGUUGGUCUUGUGUUUAUUUAUACGCCCACCAUGGAAGCAGUAGACGCUGGACCUUCUUGGUUGUAUUAUUCUUUCGCUUUAGGUUUAUGGUUGUACUCUACAUUUGACAAUGUAGACGGCCGUCAAGCUAGAAGAACAGGUACCUCGAGUCCCUUGGGUGAAUUGUUUGAUCAUGGUUGUGAUGCCCUGAACUGUUCUUUUGCUGCUAUUAUUCAAACCUCGGCACUUGGUGUUGGUCACACCAAACAAGGUGUUAUUAUUUAUGCCAUUGCAACUGCAGGCUUCUAUUUAUCCACUAUUGAAGAGUUCCAUACAGGCACUUUAUAUCUUGGCUACGUUAACGUGCCCACAGAAGGUGUUUGUUUAUUAUGUAUAAUGUAUAUUUUAUCUGGAAUCUAUGGUCCUCACAUCUGGCAAACCCCUUUGAAUACGAUGUUCGAUAAUUUGCCCUCUUUUUUGGAAAAUAUGGCUUUAAAUGAUAUUUAUAUUGGAUUCGUUGCAUUCAUGUUUAUUUUUACUCAUAUUCCUGUCUGUUUCUAUGCCAUGUAUAAAGCCUGUCGUGAGAAAGGAAAGCCUUUUAUUAGAUCCAUGCUCUGGGAUAACUGGCCAAUCGUACUUUAUAUCUCUGCUUAUUAUUUAUGGGUGACAUCUCCUUACUCAUUCAUCCUUUCCCAUGGUCAUUUCGCCCUUUUCUUACUUGCGGUUGGUAUUGUAUUUGGCCGUAUCUGUUCUAAAAUCAUUUUAGCUCAUCUCACCAAAUCUGAAUCGCCAUUCCCAACUGGUCUGUUAAUUCCUCUCGUUAUUGGUGCUAUCAUUACCAAUUUGCCCAUUUACACAUCCAUUGAACCCAUCUUCACACCUGAAUCGGAAUAUCACUUCCUUGUGUUUUAUUUCUUUUUAGCUCUUGUUUUGUAUCUCCGUUGGGCUGUACUGGUCAUUGAUAGUAUUUGUACUUACCUUGGUAUUCGAUGCUUAAGAAUCCCUGAGCAACACACAAAAGAACAUUAGAUUCUUAUAGAUUUUUUUAAAAAAGUAAUUUAGAAUGUAAAAUAUACACAAACGACAGCCUUUGGAAGAAGGUUGAAAAUAUAAUAAUUUAUUCACAAAAAGAGAGGUUCAAACACACUUGGAUUAUAAGCAAUCAAUGCUUCUUUAUCCGCCUAAAAUUC
Messenger RNA from Mucor mucedo, 1399 nucleotides. RefSeq lists its product as uncharacterized. Gene Ontology annotation, cellular component: membrane. Bases 39 to 1238 code for a protein of 399 amino acids. Gene Ontology annotation, molecular function: phosphotransferase activity, for other substituted phosphate groups. The transcript has 4 exons. NCBI's taxonomy places the organism in Eukaryota, Fungi, Mucoromycota, Mucoromycetes, Mucorales, Mucoraceae. The record is from RefSeq and is a predicted model, not a curated record. Gene Ontology annotation, biological process: phospholipid biosynthetic process.